AUGAAUUUCACAGCUGUACCUGCCUUGUGUCCUAAAUGCAUCUCUUUUCUUCAGCUCAGAGCACUGCUCCUCAUGCUGCUGGCCCUGCUCUCAGCCAGCACUUCGCCCUUCGAGAAGGCAAUCAAGCCUGGAGUCAAGCCACAGAGCCUCUUCAAGCAAGCUUAUCCUGGAUGUCCGACCCAAAAAGACUCAAAAUUUCCCCAAACUGUGAGAGUCAACAUAAGCAUCAGCAACACAAACCAGGACACCAAAGCAAGUCUCAAUGUGAGCAGCCGCUCUCUGUCUCCGUGGGAUUACAGGAUCGAUGAGGACCACAACCGCUUCCCCCGGGUGGUCGCGGACGCCGAGUGCCGCUACCUGAGGUGCUUGAAUUCCGACGGGGAGCUGGACCACGGCCUCAACUCGGUCCCCAUCACGCAGGAGAUCCUCGUCCUCCGGAGGGAGCAGAAAGGUUGCCAGCAAUCCUUCAGGCUGGAGAAGAAACUCAUCACUGUGGGCUGUACCUGUGUCACCCCCCUGACGAAACCCCAGGCUUGA
Molecule: messenger RNA, 537 nt
Organism: Myiozetetes cayanensis
Lineage: Eukaryota; Metazoa; Chordata; Aves; Passeriformes; Tyrannidae
Gene: IL17A
Product: interleukin 17A
Exons: 2
Coding region: 1-537 (178 amino acids)
Biological process (GO): inflammatory response
Cellular component (GO): extracellular region
Molecular function (GO): cytokine activity
Source: RefSeq, a predicted model, not a curated record